AUGAACAAGAUCCUCAUCCUCGACGGUGGCCUCGGUACAUCCCUCGAGCAGACGUACAAUGUGAAAUUCUCACGGGAUACGCCACUAUGGUCAUCCCACCUCCUGGUAGCAGACCAGGAAACGCUUCUCGCGUGCCAGCGCGAUUUUGGCCAGGUCCCGGUCGACAUCAUCCUCACAGCAACGUACCAGGUCUCAGCGGGGGGGUUCGCAGCCACACGGACAUCAGAGCAUCCUCGGGGUAUCACUGAGGAAUUGACAAUGGCCAGAUACAUCGACGACGCCGUUUCCAUUGCGGAGAGGGCGAAGCAGCCCGACUCCCGUGUGGCGCUGAGUAUCGGCCCCUACGGUGCAUGCAUGACGCCUAGUCAGGAGUACAGCGGCGCAUACGACAUUUCGUCCGAGCAGGUCGACGCGUGGCACCGCGAGCGGAUGGACCUGUUUGCUCGUGCCGUUGGCAACAUCCAGAAGCGCAUAGCCUUUGUGGCACUGGAGACUAUCCCGCGGGCCGACGAGAUCCGCAGCAUGCGCAGGGCCCUCGCCCGUCCGCUGGGCAGCGUCCCGUUCUGGAUGUCGUGUCUUUUUCCCGGGGAGAGCGACACCCUGCCCGACGGGACGUCGGUCAAGGAUGCUGUGAGGGCCAUGCUAGAUCCCAACGACGGUCCCCAGCCGUGGGGCGUCGGGAUCAAUUGCACCAAGACGCGGAAGCUGGACAGGCUUCUGCGCCGGUACGAGUCAACAGUGGAGGCCUUGGUGAGUGAGGGGGUCAUCACCUCCUGGCCGGCCCUGGUGUUGUAUCCCGAUGGUACGAAUGGCGAGGUGUACAAUACGUCUACGCAGCAGUGGGAGAUGCCCGAUGAUGGUGCACCGUCCGAGCCCCGCGAGUCCUGGGAGACACAGGUUUCUUAUGCUGUGAGGGAUACGCUAGACAGGGGAUCGUGGUCUCAGGUCGUCGUUGGUGGGUGUUGUAUGGCUUCUUAUCAUGAUAUUGGGAGGCUACGACUCGCUCUGUCAUCUCUAAAGCUUUGA
This is a messenger RNA of Geosmithia morbida, 1026 nucleotides long. Its product is annotated as homocysteine S-methyltransferase. Gene Ontology annotation, molecular function: S-adenosylmethionine-homocysteine S-methyltransferase activity. The transcript has a single exon. Bases 1 to 1026 code for a protein of 341 amino acids. The record is from RefSeq and is a predicted model, not a curated record. Gene Ontology annotation, biological process: S-methylmethionine cycle. NCBI's taxonomy places the organism in Eukaryota, Fungi, Ascomycota, Sordariomycetes, Hypocreales, Bionectriaceae.